Adineta steineri is the source of this 588-nucleotide messenger RNA. NCBI's taxonomy places the organism in Eukaryota, Metazoa, Rotifera, Eurotatoria, Adinetida, Adinetidae. The record is from the annotation of a GenBank genome assembly.
AUGACAACACCUAACAUUGACAAUAAGAAGUCUGCACUACUCGUAAUGGACUUUCAGGCUGGCAUAAUUGGCAUGCUCCCAAACUCAGAGGGACUCCUCACUCAAGCAGUUAAUGCAAUCUCCAUCGCUCGAAAGCAAGGUAUACAGGUCGGCCAUGUUCGUGUAGCUUUUGAAGAUUCAGACUAUGCUGCCAUUCCAAAUACUAACAAAGCUUUUAGUGCAGUUGCGGGUAGUCGCCGUAUGCAGAAUGACAGUCCGGAUUCCGCCUUUCACAAAAAUGUAGCACCGCAAGCUGGAGACAUCGUCGUUCGCAAAACUCGUUUCGGAGCGUUCUCCACCACUGACCUCGACAAACAAUUACGUGAACGAGGUAUCACAAAUCUGAUUCUUGCCGGUAUCUCCACCAGUGGCGUAGUUCUAUCUACCGUUCGCGAUGCUGCUGAUCGCGACUAUCAAUUGUAUGUUCUCGCCGAUGCAACUGCCGAUCCUGAUCCUGAAGUUCACGAUGUUCUCAUAAAGAAAGUCUUGUCAAAGCAAGCAUAUGUUAUUACUACUGCCGAAUUUGCUGACUUAAUUUCUGCUGCUUAA